AGUCUCAAAUUGGUGUUGCGGGUUUAUUAACUUCCAGGAGUAGACCUUGUACCUCCACGUAUAUCCUACACAACCGUCAAAGAUUCUCCCUUCCCUUUAUCUUUUUCUCAAACAUUUCUUCAAAAUUGUCUAAUAAAAUCCAAACUUAUAUUCAGUCAACUCCUCCCAGAUUACUUUCUUGAGUAAUUUUCUUGGAUUGUCCGCAUUCUUCUCAAUUCUAAGUAGUUUGGUGUAGCAUGGUUAGGUACUCUAUGCACUUUGGAGGAAAGUGACAAAAGAUAGACCAUGAGCAGGUCUAGGAGGUUAUUGGAUGCUUGUGAAAGUGCAAGGGGAGAUGGGAUACUAAAUAUUGAUCAAAGAGUUGAUGAGGGAACAAGUUGUCUUGAUCAUGAAAUUGCCCAACUCACAAAGAUUAGGUCGGACCCACACGGGCGAAUGCGACAGCUGCUUCCUGGCAAGAGAAAAGCACCAUUUUCACCUGUUAAUAUGUUGGCUGCCAGGGAAGGGAAUUAUAGUGGUAGAGGAAGAUUUUCAUCAGCAGACUGUUGUCAUCUUUUGAGCCGGUAUCUUCCAACAAAUGGUCCUUCUGUAGUUGAUCAAUUGAGGAGCUGUGCUUAUGUUUCACAGUUUUCAGCGGAUGGUUCUCUUUUUGUCGCGGGAUUUCAGGAAAGUCAUAUUAGGAUAUAUAAUGUAGAUCGAAGCUGGAAAAUCCAAAAGGAUAUUAGAGCAAGAAGUUUACGAUGGACAAUCACUGAUACGUCGCUUUCACCAGAUCAACGUUUUCUUGUUUAUUCCAGUAUUUCACCCAUUGUCCAUAUUGUUGAUGUUGGAUCUGGUAUGAAACAGUCUGUUGCAAAUGUUACGGAAAUUCAUGAAGGCUUGGAAUUUUCUUCCCUUACCGAUGAUUAUGACGAUUAUUCAUUUGGAAUAUUCUCUGUGAAAUUUUCUACUGAUGGGCGAGAACUUGUUGCUGGCAGCAGCGACAAUUCAAUAUAUGUUUAUGAUCUUGAAGCAAGAAGGCCAAGCCUUCAAAUUCCAGCUCAUAAGUCUGAUGUUAAUGCUGUAUGCUUUGCUGAUGAAACUGGACACCUCAUAUAUUCUGGAAGCGAUGAUAGCUUGUGUAAGGUUUGGGACAGGCGUUGCUUUGGAACUAGAGGGCAAGCAGCUGGAGUUCUCAUUGGACAUCUAGAAGGCAUUACAUAUAUUGACACGCGUGGAGAUGGCCGAUAUCUUAUCUCAAAUGGGAAAGAUCAGGCUAUCAAACUCUGGGAUAUAAGGAAAAUGUCUUCUAACAUUAAUUACUCCCCAAGGCCUAGAAGUUAUGACUGGGAUUACAGAUGGAUGGAUUACCCGGAACAUGUUAGAAACAGGAGAAACCCACGUGACCUGUCAUUGACUACUUAUAAAGGCCACAAAGUCUUGCGCACUCUUAUACGCUGUUAUUUUUCUCCUGCACAUAGCACAGGGCAAAAGUUCAUCUACACUGGAUCAGCCGAUUCAUCUGUUUAUAUUUAUGAUGUGGUGAGUGGAGCUCAGGUUGCAAAACUUGAUUACCAUCAGGAUCCGGUGAGAGAUUGCAAUUGGCAUCCAUACUACCCCAUGCUUGUUAGCUCCGGGUGGGACGGCAUUAUUGCAAACUGGGAAUUUCCUGGUACUGGUGCAAGCUCAUUGCCAGUGAAGCCGCUGGCCAGACGGUGGAGGCGAUUUUAAACUACUGCUAGUAGCAUCUAGAAAAAUAUAUUUUUUUGGCAGUUCGCUGAUUGAAAUUUGCAAAGCUCAAGUUUUCUGCGUGGGCAAAUGUUCUGCUAUCGACAUGUUAGACACAUGUAUAUGCGUAAAUUUGCGUUACUAUACUCUGGUUGUCCCUAAGGGGCCAAUAGGUCAAAGUUGUAGUGUUACGAGUUCAAAUCCUAUUGGUUGGGCAUUAUCUACUGAGACUGUUAAUGGUUAUGUGAAAAGGAAGUAUUGUACAUUACUCUAGUAAGUUGAUAUUACAAGUGUUAUUGAAUUUUUUCUGAAAGAUUCCUGUGAAAAAUUACAUUUA
This is a messenger RNA of Nicotiana attenuata, 2044 nucleotides long. RefSeq names its product LEC14B homolog. Gene Ontology annotation, molecular function: protein binding. The transcript is spliced from 10 exons. Gene Ontology annotation, cellular component: Cul4-RING E3 ubiquitin ligase complex. Gene Ontology annotation, biological process: proteasome-mediated ubiquitin-dependent protein catabolic process. The record is from RefSeq and is a predicted model, not a curated record. The coding region runs from base 286 to 1710 and encodes 474 amino acids. NCBI's taxonomy places the organism in Eukaryota, Viridiplantae, Streptophyta, Magnoliopsida, Solanales, Solanaceae.